CGGGUUGGGUUGUCAACUAGGGUUUCAGCAUAAAAACUAAAAAGCCAUCGUACAACACGAGAGGAGGCGCUGUGGCCUGCUGAUGAGCCGAAGAAGCCAGAGGCGCUGAAGAAGAACAAGAGUUUGUACUCUUCGAUCUCCCUCUCCAAUCCGCAACCAUGGGUAUCUCGCGUGACUCUAUGCACAAAAGGCGUGCCACUGGAGGCAAGAAGAAGGCAUGGAGGAAGAAGAGAAAGUAUGAGCUUGGCCGCCAGCCUGCUAAUACUAAGCUUUCAAGCAACAAGACGGUUAGGCGAAUUCGUGUGAGAGGAGGUAAUGUGAAGUGGAGAGCCCUCAGAUUGGAUACUGGGAACUACUCAUGGGGUAGUGAAGCUGUCACCCGCAAAACACGUAUACUGGAUGUUGUUUACAAUGCUUCAAACAAUGAGCUUGUGAGGACACAAACUCUAGUGAAAAGUGCUAUUGUUCAGGUGGAUGCUGCCCCAUUCAAGCAGUGGUACCUUCAGCACUAUGGAGUUGACAUUGGUAGGAAGAAGAAGGCAGCUGCUAAGAAGGAAACCCCAGAGCAGGAAGUAGAAGCAGCUACAGAGGAAGCAAAGAAGAGUAACCAUGUCCUUAGGAAGCUUGAGAAGCGCCAGCAAGGUCGUAAACUUGAUCUCCAUAUUGAAGAGCAGUUUGGGAGUGGUAGAUUGUUGGCUUGCAUCUCUUCUCGACCAGGACAAUGCGGUAGAGCUGAUGGAUACAUCUUGGAAGGAAAAGAACUGGAGUUCUACAUGAAGAAGCUACAGAGAAAGAAAGGGAAGGGUGCUGGUGCUGAUUGAGCAGUUUGUCGUUAUGCGGAGUAUUGUCUUUUUUUCUUUUAUUGUUUUAGUUGCACUUUUUUGGCCUGCCUAGAUGAAGAUUUUGCUUGGCAUGUCUAGUUGUUUCAAAGUAAAUGCUUUGAGCACGUUUUGAUCCACAAGUCAGUUUAUAUAGCUAAAAUAACACUUGUUGGGUGCUGGCUUCAA
Molecule: messenger RNA, 1007 nt
Organism: Juglans microcarpa x Juglans regia
Lineage: Eukaryota; Viridiplantae; Streptophyta; Magnoliopsida; Fagales; Juglandaceae
Product: 40S ribosomal protein S8
Exons: 5
Coding region: 159-821 (220 amino acids)
Biological process (GO): translation; maturation of SSU-rRNA from tricistronic rRNA transcript (SSU-rRNA, 5.8S rRNA, LSU-rRNA)
Cellular component (GO): ribosome; cytosolic small ribosomal subunit
Molecular function (GO): structural constituent of ribosome
Source: RefSeq, a predicted model, not a curated record